CUUGCGAAGUGGAGGGCGAAAAGUUAAUGGCUCCGAGCGCAGGCGCUGCCCCCUGAACUGGAACGGAAAACAACUUCCGGUUGGAGUCAGUCGUCCAGGCGCGCCGGCGACCUGAGACGUGAGGGGCUGUGGCCCGAGUCCCCGAACUACCUGUCAUUUACUCCAACCUUUAUAGUGAUGCUACAGGACAAAGGGGAAUGGAUAAAAACAUUGGCGAGCAACUCAAUAAAGCAUAUGAAGCUUUCCGACAGGCAUGCAUGGAUAGAGACUCUGCAGUAAAAGAACUACAGCAAAAGACUGAGAACUAUGAGCAGAGAAUACGUGAGCAAGAGGAACAGCUGUCACUUCAACAAAGUAUUAUUGAUGAGCUAAAAUCACAGUUACUUCUUGUGAAUUCCAGUCGAGAUAACAGUUAUGCCUGUGUUCCUCUACUUGAAGACGGUGAAACAUGGAAGAAUAAUUUGACCAUUGAUCAGCUACAUGAUAAAGUGAAAUCAGGAAUACUGAGAGAAAAACAACCAAAGGUAAGAAGACAAGAGCUUUCUUCUUUUAGAAAAGAAACUUCACCAAGGAGUCUUGGCAUUCCUUUAUUCCAUGAAAGGGGAAAUAUAGAGAAGACUUUCUGGGAUCUGAAAGAAGAAUUCCAUAGAAUAUGUAUUCUAGCAAAAGCACAAAAAGACCACUUAAGCAAACUUAAUAUACUGGACACUGCAACUGAAACACAGUGCUCUGUGCCUAUACAAUGUACGGAUAAAACAGAUAAACAAGAAGCGCUGUUUAAGCCUCAGGCUAAAGAUGAUAUAAAUAGAGGUACACCAUGCGUCACAUCUGUCACACCAAGAGGACUGGGCCGAGACGAGGAAGACACCUCUUUUGAAUCACUUUCUAAAUUCAACGUCAAGUUUCCACCUAUGGACAGUGACUCUCCUUUCUUACAUAGCACUCCAGAGAGACCCAAUAUCCUUGGUCCUGCCACAUCUGAGUUAUUAUGCCAGGACAAAUUUAAUAUGGAGCUCAGAGACAACCCAGGAAAGUUUGUUAAAACAGAAGACACUUUAUUUGAAAUUCAGAGAAUUGACCCCAUAGCAUCAGCUAUACAAAACCUUAAAACAACUGACAAAACAAAACCCUCAAAUCUUGUAAACACUUGUAUCAGGACAGCUCUGGAUAGAGCUGCGUGUUUGGCACCUGGAGACCAUAAUGCGUUAUAUGUAAAUACAUUCCCACUUCAGGACCCAUCUGAUGCACCUUUUCCCUCACUCGAUUCCCCAGGAAAAGCUAUCCGAGGACCACAGCAGCCCGUUUGGAAGCCCUUUCCUAAUCAAGACAGUGACUUAGUGGUACCAAAUGAUACAGACUCAGAACUGCAUAUACCUCGAGUAUGUGAAUUCUGUCAAGCAGUUUUCCCACCAUCUAUUACAUCCAGGGGGGAUUUCCUCCGGCAUCUUAAUUCACACUUUAAUGGAGAAACUUAAGACACAUUUGAAAAUAGACAUAUCAAGUUCUAUGCAAUGAUUUUGGGUUUGUAAUACUAUAAAUACUUGAUUGUAAACUAAAUUCAAGAACAUUUAUAGAAAAAUUUAACGUCACAGCUUUUUGAAUUUUUUUCCAACCUUAUUUUGUAACUUUCUU
Cynocephalus volans (Philippine flying lemur) is the source of this 1632-nucleotide messenger RNA. It is a transcript of the gene TANK, whose product is annotated as TRAF family member associated NFKB activator. The transcript has 8 exons. The coding region runs from base 198 to 1475 and encodes 425 amino acids. NCBI's taxonomy places the organism in Eukaryota, Metazoa, Chordata, Mammalia, Dermoptera, Cynocephalidae. The record is from RefSeq and is a predicted model, not a curated record. Gene Ontology annotation, biological process: canonical NF-kappaB signal transduction.